GUCUCCAUUUAAUCUCCGUCUCUUGCACUGAGAGGGGUCGUUGAUACACACUGGGAGUUCGCACAGUAUGGCAGCACCAAAGAAAGUCUGUAUAAUCGGCUCUGGCAACUGGGGCUCUGCCAUUGCCAAGAUAGUGGGUUUUAAUGCAGGCAAGAACCCCAAGUUUGACAAGACCGUGAGCAUGUGGGUUUUUGAGGAGAUGGUGAACGGGCGUAAACUCACGGAGAUCAUUAACACAGACCACGAAAAUGUCAAGUAUCUUCCAGGACACAAGCUGCCCCCCAAUGUGCUGGCUGUCCCAGAGCUGGUGGAUGCAGUUAAAGGGGCUGACAUCCUGCUCUUUGUAGUUCCACACCAGUUCAUACAGAGAAUAUGUGACACCAUCAAAGAUCACAUCAAGAAGGAUGCAGUGGGAAUGUCUCUCAUCAAGGGUGUGGAUGAGGGUCCUGAGGGACUGAAGCUGAUCUCUGAGGUCAUACGAGGAAAGCUUGGCAUCAGCAUGACGGUGCUCAUGGGAGCAAACAUCGCCAAUGAGGUUGCAGACGAGAAGUUCUGUGAAACCACAAUCGGAUGUAAGGACAAGGUGAACGGCCCUCUCCUGAAGGAGCUGAUGCAGACCAUCAACUUCAGGGUGACUGUGGUGGAGGAGGCAGAUGUGGUGGAGAUCUGUGGAGCUCUCAAGAAUAUUGUGGCGGUGGGCGCGGGUUUCUGUGACGGUCUUGGUUUCGGUGACAACACCAAGGCAGCGGUGAUCCGCCUGGGCCUAAUGGAGAUGAUCGCCUUCACCCGGGUUUUCUGCACUAACGGACCCGUCUCCCCGACAACAUUCCUGGAGAGUUGUGGCAUCGCUGACCUCAUCACAACCUGCUACGGAGGACGCAACCGCAAGGUCGGUGAGGCGUUCGCUAAAACAGGAAAGUCUAUUGAGGAGCUGGAGAAGGAGAUGCUGAACGGACAAAAGCUUCAGGGUCCAGCCACGGCAUCUGAAGUCCACCAUAUUCUGAAAAUCAAAAACCUAGUGGACAAGUUCCCUCUGUUCAAUGCUGUUUACCAGAUCUGCUUCAAUGAACACCCGGUGAAGGAGUUCAUUACCUGUUUGCAGAACCACCCAGAGCACAUGUAAGAGACUGAAUGAGAUUUUUCUGGGGUUGCAGGCAAACUAAGAAACCAGUCGGCGUGAAGAUUCAAAGAGGAGCAGAGAAACAGGUUGGAUUAUUGUGCCUCAUCUAGCUGUUUAAAAUGAAAACACUACCUGUCUCAGUUUUUACUGAAUCAUUAAUGUUUUUUGGUGGUGCAUUUGUAAUGGGCUAAUGUGUUAUACAGUAGUAUGCAUUAAUGUACAACAAAAGGCAAUGAUAAACCAGUUGUCAUAUUGUUCUUAAAACCUUUAGGAUGUGAAUUGUCUUUAAAUGAAAGAGUGCUUUAGAUUCUCUUUGAUUAUCAUAAGAAUUCCUAUGCUAAUAUUUAAGAAAGAUAUGGAGACUAUAUUUCCAUAUCCUGGUUUAAUUUCAUGAUGAGAUGAAAGUACCAUGAAUGACUUUUGACCCUAGGGUAAAUAUGUCUUGUAAACCAUUUGUAUUUACUUAGGUUUAACCAAGGACUUGAAUAAAUAACUUAUUCAAAG
Molecule: messenger RNA, 1624 nt
Organism: Hypomesus transpacificus
Lineage: Eukaryota; Metazoa; Chordata; Actinopteri; Osmeriformes; Osmeridae
Gene: gpd1b
Product: glycerol-3-phosphate dehydrogenase 1b
Exons: 8
Coding region: 68-1123 (351 amino acids)
Biological process (GO): carbohydrate metabolic process; glycerol-3-phosphate catabolic process
Cellular component (GO): cytosol; glycerol-3-phosphate dehydrogenase (FAD) complex
Molecular function (GO): protein homodimerization activity; glycerol-3-phosphate dehydrogenase [NAD(P)+] activity; NAD binding
Source: RefSeq, a predicted model, not a curated record